AUUAUUAUAAGAUUCUGAGUUUCUUUGACGGUGUUUCUAUUACCUCAAAUUUUUGUUUUCUGCCCUAUCUCGUCCCUAUCGUCGUCGCAAAAUAAAAGCCCUAAAAUCUGUACGGAGAGAGAGUACUGCCAUUGAAGCAAGGAUAUUUUCUGCAAAGGUAGAACAAGUUUAAUUACUAGUACUAAAACAUGUCUGAAGAAGGAAGGGUGCACCCAGAUUGCAGAAAUGCAUCCAAUCCAUACCACGAAUGCAGCGAUUACUGCUUCAGAAUUAUUGCUGAAGCGAAGGCUUGGAUGGCCCCAAAGCAAUCAGAAGCUGCAGAAGCUAGUGGUGGCCUUGGACAGUCCAACUUAGCAGCUGCUGAUCAGGAUAAAGAUCUUGAUGAUGGAAGACGAGAAGUUGAAGAACAUACUGAUAAUGAUUAUGAGUACCCUGUAGAGGGAGAUGGGGAAGGAGAUGUCACAAAGUUCACUGGGAGGAAGAAAAAAUUAUGGGAAUUGAGACAGAAGAUGAACAAAGCUAGAAAAGACAAUCAAACUGAUAUUGCAGCUGAAAAGAAAAGAAUGGAAGCUCCAUCUGAGUCAAGAGGCAUUUCUAAACAAAAAUGGCUUGAAGACCGGAAGAAAAAGAUUGGUAAACUUCUAGAUGCUAAUGGUUUGGACAUGAAAGAUGCAUAUAUGCUGGAUACCCAAGAGACGGCAGAGGCAAAAUAUAAGAAAUGGGAGAAAGAUCCUGCCCCAUUUGGCUGGGAUGUUUUCAAUCAGAAAACACUCUAUAAUGCAUACAAAAAGCGGACAAAGAACAUAGAUAUUGACUUGGCAGACUAUAAUAAGAUGAAAGAAGCUGAUCCAGAGUUCUAUCGUGAAGCUUCAAGCCUUCAAUAUGGAAAGGCUGCAAAGAUCUCAGAGGAUAAGAUUGAGAAGAUGGUAAAGGAACUGAAGGACCAGGCGGAGAAACGCAAUUCAUUUAGCAGGAGGAGGAAGUUCCAUGAAGAGAAGGAUAUUGACUCGAUCAAUGACCGAAACGAGCAUUUCAACAAAAAGAUUGAGCGAGCCUUCGGUAAAUACACACUGGAGAUCAAAAACAAUCUCGAGCGUGGUACUGCAUUGCCCGACUGAUGUACAAUUACUAUAUCGUGCUUUGUAUCAUUUUGUCUAAUUGUAAGAUUUUGUCUGUCAGAAAGGGAGAAUUCCCAUCACUGGAUUCUGGUGGAUGUAAUGUUUGGUAAAAUUAUGAUAUGAUAAAUUUUGGAA
Messenger RNA from Ziziphus jujuba (common jujube), 1253 nucleotides. RefSeq lists its product as uncharacterized. Bases 189 to 1118 code for a protein of 309 amino acids. Lineage: Eukaryota; Viridiplantae; Streptophyta; Magnoliopsida; Rosales; Rhamnaceae. The transcript has 6 exons. The record is from RefSeq and is a predicted model, not a curated record. Gene Ontology annotation, cellular component: post-mRNA release spliceosomal complex; Prp19 complex; catalytic step 2 spliceosome.